AUGUGGGGCAAUUUUGUUCCAGACCUUGGUAAGCUAGGCGAGCAACUGACAGCGGCGGCAGGCGAAGCAUUGCAGAAAGCCACUGCUGAUGUGGAGAAGAGCAUCGACAGCAGGCUCGGCAUUAAAGGAGGUUUAGGUGCCAAGGCAGCGGCAGGAAAUGUUGCAGUCGAGGCUCAAGCACCGGCUGCGUCCGGGCUCAGCGAUGGCUCUGGCUCGGCAUCUGCGGACCCGGCCACGCCCAUCGCUGCUCCCGGCGCCAAGCCUGGCCAGAAGAAGGUGGUCAAGAAAAUAAUUCGCCGCGUCGUCAAAGGCAGCAGCGCGGAACCAGCUGCGGCAGCAGCAGCCGCCGGAGGAGGAGCAACAGCCGUCUCCAGCAAUGCCACGACCCCUCGUAACCCCGCAGAGGAAGGCAACGCGUUCCCAACCUCCUCCGCCGGACCAUGCAUCACUGAUACCAGGACCGCAAUGCCGCCGGGCCACUCCGAUCGCACCGGCCCUGGAGCCACGACCUAUGAAGGGCCCGGCUCGGCCAGCCCCGCCAGCUCACCCCCGGCACGGCUCAACGGAGCCCACCAGGAAGCCGCCGCAGGUCUGGAACCCAAACCCAAAUUGAAAUCCAAAUCCAGUGCCCCGGUAGAGAGCGGAGUCACUUCAACCCCGGCUCCGGAACCGUCAGCUACGGGCAGUAGUGGCAGUGGUGGUCAUUUGGCCAAUGGGGUUACCCCGCCAGCGGCGUCACCAUCAUCAUUAUCAUCAUUAUCACCAGCAGCAGGAGCAGCAGCAGGAGCAGCAGGAGCAGCAGCAGCAGUGCCCGCAGUAGCCCAAAGGAUUUUCGGGGAAACAGAUACUGCCGCUGAACCGCGAGGCCAGCCGCCUCCACCACAAUCACCAUCACGACGCCAUCAGGAGCAGCAACAGCAACAGCAGCAGGAUGGCGGAGCUCAGGAGCUAAUGGCAUCAUCGUUUGAAGCAUCCGCAUCGGUAUCAGAAGCAGUAGCAGCAGCAGGGGGAGCAGGCAGGGCAGCGGACUUUGGGGACGGCGGCGACGCCGACGCCGACGCUACUGCCGCCGAGCCGUCAGCGGCAAUGGCAGGCGGGCCGGUCCCGGCCGGCGGGUGGGAUGAUGCUGGGUGGCCGGAUGAGGACCUGGAGGACAUACUUGCAGGACAGGCGCCUGGAGCAAGCGGCGGCGGGGGGGACACCGCUGCUGCCGCCUCUGACGGCGAAAAAGCAGCGGUGUCGUCCUCGUCGCCCGGCGCGGAUGGCCCUGCGGCGGCGGUGGCGGCGGCGGGCGCCGGGGCGGCGUCCGGGGUAGCGGGGACGGUCUCUGUAGAUCAGCAGCAGCCGCACAACCAGCGCCGCCAGGCGGUAUCCAUUGCUGCUGGUUCCGGUGCUGGAGCAGAUCCAGAUCCAGGUCCAGGUUUAAAUCCAGCAGCAGCUAAGGGGAAUGAAGGUGGGGAGGAGGCUGCCCCUUCCACCGCCGCAGUUGACGGGGAGGUGCCCUCAGCGUCAACCGCCGCCGCCGGCAAGCUCGUAAAGCAGAUAUCCAGGUUGGGCGGGAAAUUGGAGCUAGGAGCCAAGGACGCCGCGGCAGCGGCGGCGGGGGAAGGCGGGUCGUCUUCACCGCCGUCGCCGUGGGCCCAGGCCCCGGCGGUCAACGGCGGCUGCUCGGCGGACGGUGGCAGCAGCAGCAGCAGCGCAGCCGCUGCCGCCGCGGCAGCGGCAGCGGCUUCCCGUGAGCGUGAAGAACUCGAGGAGCUUCGUCGUACAGUCGCCAAGCUCCAAUCGGAACUUCGAGAGCGAGACACGCAGUUGCACGUGCAGGCUGUACGGAUGUCGGACAUGCAGCAGGUGGUUUCGGGGCUACAGACCCGCAAUGAGGAGCUGGCGUUACGUUCCGCAGGUCUGAGCGAGGCGGACUUUGAGGCGGUCCGUACGGAGUUUGAGCAGCGGCUGGCGGCCGCCGAGCGCAAGGUGUAUGCGUUGACUAAGGAGCGUGACGCGCUGCGCAAGGGUUCGGAGAAGUUGGCGGAUUAUGGGGCGCUGGUAAAGGAAAAGGACGACAUCAUUAAGCAGGUGAUGGACGAGGGCGAGAAGCUGAGUAAGAAGCAGGUGGAGCUGGAGGGCAUUAUCAAGCGGCUGCGGGGCCAGCUGUCCGCUACGGAGGGCGAGCGGGACAAGGUGGCGGGGCGGCUGGCGGCCGAGGAGGCGGCGGUGGGGGAGCUCAAGCGGGUCAGAGCCAAGCUGGAGAAGGACCUGCUGGCUGCGGCCGAGCAAUCCAAGGCGGAUCUGGAGGCCCAGAAGGAGCAUUUCGAAAUGCUGCUGAAUAAGGCCCGGAGCGACCAGGUCGACGCGGAGGAGCGGGCUCGUGACGCCGCCGCUGCGGGUCUGGGUCGCAAGCUGCCCCACCCCAACCCCCAAACCGUCGACAGUAAUUUAUUUUGCUUUUACGUGUCCCCCCGCCAAAACACACAACUCCCCCCCUCCCUGCUUCUUCACAACCGCCGACUGGCGGACAUAUCCGACCUGGAGCGCCGCUGUCAGGCCGCCGAGCUGCGCCACCAGGACCUGGCGGCCAAGGUGCCCGAGGCCACCCGCCCCCUGCUGCGGCAGAUCGAGGCCAUGCAGGCGGCCAUGGAAGCCCAGGCGGAGGCGUGGGCGGGGGCGGAGGCGGCGCUGCAGGCGAGGCUCUCGGACGCGGAGGGGCGCGGCGCGGCGGCGGCAGAGCGGGAGAGGUUGGCGGUGGACAAGAUGCAUGUUCUCUCCAACAAGGUCGCGGGUUUGGAGGCCAGUCUGUCGGCCAGCAGGUCGGAGGUACGGCAGCUGAAUGAGGCGCUGGAGGGGGCCCGCGGGGCUCUGGCAAGCUCCAGGUCGUCCGCUGCUGCUGCGGCCCACCAGUCGGAGGUGCUUGGGGAGAGGUGCCGACUGCAGGAGCAACAGCUGGAGCAGUUGGAGACCGCCCUUCGUGAGCACCGGGACACGGAGCGGGCCGCUCGGGCCGCAGCGGAGUACGACAUAGCCUCGUUGCGGCGGGAGUACGAGAGGCGGCUGGCGGAGGCGGAGGGGGAGCUGACGGCGCUGCGGACCCAGGCGCAGGCGGAGGCCAUGAAGCGUCCGGAACCCCCGGCGAUGGCGGCCCCCGGGUAUCGCUGGGUGCUCGUCAAGGAGGGAGAACAACCGCCACAACCACCACAACCGGACCCACGGGGUGGGGGGGUGAGCUCCACCCCCAGUUACACCGCCAGCAGCGGCCGCUCCGCCUCCUCCUCAGCCACCGCGACCGCCGCCGCCACCUCCGGCACCAUGGGCUUAUCGGACCUCACCCUCGGGGCCGGCAGCGGCAGCGGGGGUGGGGGUGGGGGUGGGGGUAUUCAUGUGGUGAUGGCCAGUGAGUUGGAGUCUCUGCGGGGGGCUCUGAGGGCCAAGACGGGGGAGCUGGUGGCGGCGCAGCAGCUGGUGGGGGAGCUGGAAGCAACUCGGGACCGGCUGGCAGAGGAGCUGGUUGCGGGGUCCGCCCGCAGCGAGGCCGCUGCUGAGGCGCUUCAGGAGCGGGACCAGCUGCGCGAGGAGCUGGCGGAGAUGAGGGUGCGACUGAACAACGCGCUGGAGCUUGUGGGUGAGCGGGACGAGCAGGUGGAGGAGCUGCUUGCCGACCUGCAGGACGUCAAGUGCAUGUACAAGGACCAAAUAGAGUUCAUGUGCCAACAGCUUCUAGAGCUGCAGGGCCCCCGGCACACGGCAGGAGCAACAGCAACAGCACCAGGGGGGAGUGCCGCCGCGCUCCAGGGCGUCCACCGGAGGGUGGAGGGCAAAGGGACCGGGGCUUUGGAAAAGGCCAGUUGCGCAGUGCUUGCUGAUCAGAUGGAGCGUGGCGAAAAGGUUGUGGGCUUUACUGAGACCGUCAACUAA
This is a messenger RNA of Volvox carteri f. nagariensis, 3909 nucleotides long. RefSeq lists its product as uncharacterized. The record is from RefSeq and is a predicted model, not a curated record. NCBI's taxonomy places the organism in Eukaryota, Viridiplantae, Chlorophyta, Chlorophyceae, Chlamydomonadales, Volvocaceae. Bases 1 to 3909 code for a protein of 1302 amino acids. The transcript has 18 exons.